Messenger RNA from Betta splendens (Siamese fighting fish), 2300 nucleotides. It is a transcript of the gene abcg2d, whose product is annotated as ATP-binding cassette, sub-family G (WHITE), member 2d. Gene Ontology annotation, cellular component: plasma membrane. The record is from RefSeq and is a predicted model, not a curated record. Bases 1 to 1989 code for a protein of 662 amino acids. NCBI's taxonomy places the organism in Eukaryota, Metazoa, Chordata, Actinopteri, Anabantiformes, Osphronemidae. Gene Ontology annotation, molecular function: ATP hydrolysis activity; ATP binding; ABC-type transporter activity. The transcript has 15 exons.
AUGAUGGAGAAAGUCGGACACGUCAACAUUGCAAUGACAGAAGACACCGGGACCAAUGGCACCCACAGGUCAAAGGUCAGCGUGGACCAGAACAAGCAGUCGUCUGGAUCCACUGUGAGCUUCCACAACAUCCAGUACAAAGUGCAGCUGAAGACUGGCUUCAUCUGCAACAGACAAACCGCUUCCAGAGACAUACUGCUGGACCUGAAUGGGGUAAUGAAGCCUGGCCUGAACGCAAUCCUUGGACCUACUGGAAGUGGAAAAUCUUCAUUCUUGGACAUUCUGGCUGCAAGGAAAGAUCCAUCCGGUCUCUCAGGGAGGGUUCUUAUUGAUGGAGCACCACAGCCUCCAAACUUCAAGUGCCUCUCAGGAUAUGUGGUCCAGGAUGAUGUGGUCAUGGGCACGCUGACUGUGAGGGAGAACCUACACUUCUCUGCAGCUCUGCGGCUGCCGAGCUCUGUGCCGCGCGGCGAGAAGGAGGCUCGGGUCGAUCGCCUCAUCAAGGAGCUGGGUCUCACCAAAGUGGCUGACUCCAAGGUGGGAACGCAGACGAGCCGUGGAAUCUCGGGAGGAGAGAGGAAGAGGACCAACAUCGGCAUGGAGCUCGUCGCCGACCCCCCCGUUCUGUUCCUGGACGAACCCACCACAGGACUCGAUGCCAGCACUGCUAACUCCGUCCUGCUCUUACUGAAGAGAAUGGCCAGUCACGGAAGAACCAUAAUUAUGUCCAUCCACCAGCCUCGCUACUCCAUCUACAGACUGUUUGACACUCUGACCUUGCUGGUCAGUGGUAAAAUGGUGUAUCAUGGACCAGCCACUAAGGCCCUCAGCUACUUCGCCAACAUUGGUUAUCCCUGUGAGCCUCAUAACAACCCAGCUGACUUUUUUCUGGAUGUAAUUAAUGGAGACUUCACUACCACGAUGAAAAUGCACAGCUCUGAGGAUUUGGACUUCGAGGAGCUCAGUGGCUCCAGGCAGAGCAUUGAAGAGCGUCUGGUGGAGGAGUACAGGAACAGCAGCGACUCCAGCGCCACACGGGCCGAUCUGGACCGCAUCGUCCAGGAUGAGGAGUUUAUGUUGCGCCCGCCAUCUCAUGUCCUCACCUACAACAACUCCUUCUGCCAUCAGCUGCGCUGGGUGCUGAAGAGAACCUUCCAGAACCUCAUGUUGAAUCCACAAAUAUCUGUUGCCCAGCUGGGAGUCAACAUCUUCCUCGCCCUAAUUGUGGGAGCUAUUUUUUUUGGCGUCAAAAAUGAUCAGAGUGGGAUCCAGAACAGGAUGGGAGCUCUCUUCUUCAUCACUAUCAACCAGUGUUUUAGCACGGUGUCCGCGGCUGAGCUCUUCAUCAUUGAGAGGAAGCUCUUUGUACACGAGUACAUCAGCGGCUACUACAGGGUGUCCGUCUACUUCCUGUCUAAGGUCUUGUCUGACAUGACUCUGCGCACCAUCACCUCUGUGAUCUUCAGCUGUAUUGUCUAUUUCAUGAUCGGGCUGAAACCCACGCUGGCUGCAUUCCUCAUCUUCACGCUGACGGUGACUCUGGUGGCCUACACAGCCACAGCCAUGACCAUGGCCAUCUCAGCCGACCAGAGCGUCGUGGCCUUGGCCAACAUCUUCAUGACCAUCACCUUCGUCUUCAUGAUGAUCUUCUCGGGUCUCCUGGUGAAUCUGCCCACCAUCAUGGACUGGUUGGCCUGGCUGAAGUACUUCAGUAUUCCUCGCUAUGGUCUUGCAGCCUUGAAGAUCAAUGAGUUUGUGGAUCUGAAGUUCUGCACGGAGGCCGUGAUCCGAAGCACCAACACGUCGACAAUGAGCAGCUGUGUUAACAUGGCUGGCCUGAUAUGUACGGGGGAACAGCAUCUGCACUACCUGGGGCUGGAGUACACCACGUGGGGGCUGUGGGAGAAUCACGUGGCUCUUAUUGUUAUGAUGGUCAUAUUCCUCAUCAUCGCUUACCUGAAACUCCGAUACACCAAGAAGUUUACCUAAACAUGUGAUUUUGCCUUCCCCUCUUUGGGCUUUGAUAUGGAAAAAAGUGGUUGAUUUUAACAUGUUCUGUUUUUGACUUUCCAAAACGUCUGGAUGCAAUAUUACUUCUUUUUAGCAAAUGACUGAUUAGAUGUCUAGAAACCAUGAAAUGAAUCCUCUGUGAUGCCUGAUGUUAGCAUUUAAUAAAAUAGUACAGAUCUUUUCAAACCACCAAGUUUGAUUUGGGCUUAAAAUAUAAAAAACAUAAAACACUAACAGGUUAUUAUGUUUCAAAUUACUUAUUUACUGAUGCUCUGAAUAAGUCAUUAAUC